GUCCCGCACCGCCCGAAGCCUGGAGCUCUCUCCCACAAGAACCUGCAGCUUCCAGCGAAUAUGUCGAAUCCGGAUCCGCUGAGCUGGACGCUCUUUUUCAAAAAACAUAAGACUACCGUGCUUCUCAUGCUGCCGCCCCACGAGACCUUACAAAACGCAAAGAGCGCCCUGCUGAAUGCCCUUCAAUCUCGCGGCCUGAAGGAACUCAACGGGGACGUCAUCCCGCAAGACGCGGCCGAGGUCGAGUUUGGCGUGCCGGUCGACAGGAACGAUCUGGAGAAAGGAUGGACCUCGUUGGAGACGGAUGACCUCGAUCUCGAGGACGAGGGAAACUCGAAGAGAGCAUCGGGAAAGAGAAGCGGCAAUGCUGUCAGUCUCCAGAACGCAGAUCUUCGCAAUGGACAAGCUGUCGCCUUCCGCUUCCGCAAGCCCACUGCGACGUCCGAGAAGACAGAUGAGCUCGACAUUGACCUGGGAGACCCUGGCUGGGAUGUCGUGACGCCGAACUUUGACGACGAGGAAGAUCAACCCAUGUGAUGCUUCUUGAGUUGAUGGGUGUCUCUCUGCCCGCCCCCUUACGAUGUGAUCUAUGUACAAUAUUACGAGGCGUUCCGUGGUGUUCUGAUGUAUUCUUGGGAGUACCGGGU
This is a messenger RNA of Penicilliopsis zonata CBS 506.65, 647 nucleotides long. RefSeq lists its product as hypothetical. The record is from RefSeq and is a predicted model, not a curated record. The transcript is spliced from 2 exons. Bases 61 to 537 code for a protein of 158 amino acids. NCBI's taxonomy places the organism in Eukaryota, Fungi, Ascomycota, Eurotiomycetes, Eurotiales, Aspergillaceae.